Messenger RNA from Cooperia oncophora, 3672 nucleotides. Lineage: Eukaryota; Metazoa; Nematoda; Chromadorea; Rhabditida; Trichostrongylidae. The record is from the annotation of a GenBank genome assembly.
AUGAAUAUGUAUCAAUACUGUCGGAUGUUCGUUGUGAUAGCGGAAGUAUUGUUACUGGCAACCACAACUUCCAGUCAGGCAGCAACAGUGACCAAGCCAACAGCGAAUAGCGCUGUUAUCACCAUCCCUGUGACCAUAAUCAACCAGCAGAGUACCUGUAAAGCUGUGGUGGCUUGUGAUGGGAAUUCGGAAGUGAAGACCGCAUUGACACUGCGGCCUGCGGGGGCAUUUCAGGCAAAUGCAAAUCGUGUAGAUCUGUAUUCUGUGGAUAGUCCGACAGUUAAAAGUGGUGAGUUGUGGCUGACAUUACAGAAUGGAAACCUGGCUCCGAUGGGAGACAGUGCCGGCAGUAUCUCACUGACACCAUUCUGUGAGGGAAUCACAUCAGGCUCUGUGAGAAACAGCUGUACACUGAAACCGGUGACCAGUAUUUUGUCCACGGCACCAGGAGGGCCGGUUUAUGGGAAUAUGAAAAAAUAUAUUAUUGCAUCUAUUGUUGGCAUGGGAAUUAUGAGUGGAACUGUGGCUCAUGCAGCUAACAAUGAAGUGACUUUCCUGGGGACUGUAAGUGCCACAACUUGUGAUUUGAGUACUUCUGUGAACGGAACUACUCAGCCGAACCAAGUCGUUCAACUUGGUACUGUUGCUAAAGGUGUUAUCGGUAAUGCAGUUAAUUUCGCAAUGAAACCGGCUAACCCGACUGCACCUGGUUGCCAGAACCUGACGCAGAAAACUGCUACUAUUACUUGGGCUUCCGCAAAACUUGAUAACGAAGGCUUCGGUGCAACUAGCGGUACAGCUACAGAUGCAAAAGUACUGGUUGAAAGUGUGAAUUCUAAACAACCGGGGGUUGUAAAUGCUAAUGCUAGUGUGAUCGAUUUUGAUGCGGCCAACCUGACUACUGACGGUCUGCAGUUCACAGCCAAACUGAGAGGCGGUCAAACUGAAGGUAAUGACUCAGAACUGAACUUGGAUUUUUUACAGGGUAUGAGUACUAUUCCUUCUGUAUUAAAGUCAGGUUCUGAUUAUCCGGCAGGACAGUAUUAUGUUGAUGUCAUUGUUAAUCAGGAAAACGUGGGUAAGGCCCAUUUGUCUAUUACGCCGCAGGAAGAAUCAGCGAACGCCCUGUGUUUAACUGCAGAUUGGUUGAAAACAGCAAGGGUUCCUGUUCGCCUGGAAGGGUAUGUAUCCACUUUUGAUGCAGCAAAGCAGUGUUACGUUCUCAGUCGUAAUCCUUAUACAAAAGUGGAUUUCAGCUAUGGUUCCCAAAGUUUAGUAUUCAGUAUCCCCCAGACGUUUUUAGUCAACAAGACGGAUCCCAGUCGCUGGGAUUACGGCGUACCGGCAGUUCGUCUGAAGUACUCAGCUAAUGCCUCGCAGACAUCGGGGCAAAGUACCAGUGCCUAUGCGAAUGCUGACCUGAUGGUCAAUUUCGGGCGCUGGGUGCUGGAUAGUAACAUGAGUGCGUCCCGGUAUUCUGACGGCUCAGGUGAGUUCACUGCCCGGGAUAUCACUCUUUCAACAGCCAUCAGUAAGAUUCAGGGGGAUUUGUUGCUGGGGAAAUCCCAGACCCGGAACUCACUUUUUACUGAUUUUGGUUUUUACGGGGCAGCGCUGCGCUCCAAUAGUAAUAUGCAACCUUGGGAAGCACGGGGCUAUGCUCCGCUUAUUUCUGGGGUGGCCAGCUCCAGUUCCCGGAUCACCAUUACCCAGAGUGGAUACACUAUUUAUUCGAAGGUUGUGCCACCUGGCCCGUACCAGCUGGAUGAUGUCCGCGCCGUAGGGAACGGUGACCUUGUGGUAACAGUGGAGGAUGCGUCAGGCCGAAAAACUACCACAACAUAUCCGGUCACCACUCUCCCGACACUGCUGCGUCCCGGAGAAAUCGAAUAUAACCUGGCAGCAGGACGCAAAUCCAGCAAUUACAAGCUGAAAGAACCUUUUGCAGACGGUGAGUCAGGAAUGUUCUGGAUGGGGAGUCUGGGAUAUGGUUUUGAUACGACCACUCUUAAUGUUGCCUCUAUUUUACAUGGUAAAUAUAAGGCGGGAGGGGUGAGUGUGACACAGUCGCUGGGGAGCUUCGGGGCAGUGUCAGCGGGAGUGAACCUGUCUCAUGCAGAGUAUGAUAAUGGUGAUAAGAAGCACGGUCACAGUGUCAGUGCCAAGUAUGCAAAAAGUUUCUCUGAUACCACAGAUCUUCAGCUACUGGCGUAUCGUUACCAGAGUAAGGGAUAUGUGGAGUUUGCGGAUUUUUACAGUACUGACCGAUAUACCCGUUAUAACACGAAAUCCCGUUAUGAAAUGCGGGUGUCCCGGCGACUGGGAAAUAGUAAUCUCAGCUUGUCUGGGUGGCAGGAAGAUUACUGGUGGCUGAACGGAAAAGCUAUUGGUGGUGAUAUUUCCUUUAGUACCACUGUUUUUGAUGGUGUAUCUGUUUUUCUGAACGGUAGUUACAGUAAGCGUCCAUAUCUGGACAAGGCAGAUUAUAGUACAUCGCUUUCUUUUAGUAUUCCGUUCACAUUAGGAGGGGUUCGUUAUUAUAACACAACGGGUCUAAGUUAUGAUCGUAGUGGUCAGUUGGGGCUGAAUAGUGGAGUAUCUGCAAGUCCAACAGAGCGUUUAAGUUACAGCUUGAACACGAAUUUGACCAACAGGAAAACCCGUAGUUUGAGUGCUAAUUUAUCUUAUGGUUUUGAUGCUAUUCAGACCAAUAUGGCGGUAACAAAAGCUCGAGACGCUACAACGUUAUCAGGUAGUGUGAGUGGCACAAUUCUGGGGACAACAGACAGUGGUCUGUUGAUGACAAAGGAGACCAGUAAUACGCUGGGAGUGGUACGCAUUCCGAAUGUAAAAGGUGUGCAGGUGAAUGGUUCGGCACCGACCAAUAGUAAAGGCUACACUGUAGUGAGCCUGUCGGAUUAUUCUUUGAACCAGGUCAGUGUAAAUAUGGAGAAUGUACCAGACAACCUGGAGCUACAAACUACAUCCUAUAAUGUAGUUCCGACAGAAAGUGCUGUUGUUUACCGGGAAUUUGGUGCAGAGCAUGUGUUGCGUUACAUCUUACAGGUGAAAGAACGGGAUGGUCGGGUACUUAACGGGGGAAGUGCACAGACAGAGCAGGGACUGGAUGCAGGAUUUAUAGCUGGAAACGGUGUACUACUGAUGAACAUGUUAAGUGUUCCAUCACAGAUCACUGUUAAGCGGGGAGAUGACAGUGUCUGUCAUUUUUCAGUGAAAGUAACUAACCAGGCGGACGAAACUUUUGGUGGUCAGGUAUGGAUAAACAAUACCACUCAAAAUAAUGGUAUGGUCUAUAUGGUACCUGCACCUCCGUUUUUUAAAGUCAGGCCAAAAGAAAAGCAAAUUAUUCGUAUCAUGAGAACUGCCAGUGUCCUGCCAUCAGACAGAGAAUCCUUGUUCUGGCUGAAUGUUCAGGAGAUUCCUCCGAAGCCAAAAACUUCUGAAGGACGUCAUGAUGCCGAGAAAAAAAUGCAAAUAAUACAUCGUGGAACUGAAACAUACUUGGUAAAUCCAACGCCUUACUAUUUUGCUGUAACCGGAAUAACUGUAAACGGACAACCAGUAAAACUAAGUGAUACGUACUUGUUUUUGCUUUUUGUGACAUUCUUACCGGUACAGGCGUGGAGGUCAGGAACAUGUUGCUAUCCCUAA